AUGCAGGAAAGAUGGAUGGCAUUCCCCUGCAAGGCGAUGCCCGAACUGCAGCCGUCGCCUCCCAGGAAGAAGAAGCGAAAGCGACGAGGUUUCCUGGAGGUUUUCUUGCACAAGAUGCAGAAACCUGAAGUCAUCCUCAUCAGCGUGUGGUGGUUCAUCAUGCUGGUUCUCGUCAUUUACAUGGCAGAGAUGGGACCAGUCCUUUGGGAAGUAUGGCGCCCGCUGGUUUUCUUGCUCAGCAUUCCAGUAAUUUUCUUUGGCAUUCUUGCUUUUGCCACGCUGUGA
This is a messenger RNA of Effrenium voratum, 285 nucleotides long. The record is from the annotation of a GenBank genome assembly. Lineage: Eukaryota; Dinophyceae; Suessiales; Symbiodiniaceae.